Schistosoma guineensis is the source of this 2367-nucleotide messenger RNA. NCBI's taxonomy places the organism in Eukaryota, Metazoa, Platyhelminthes, Trematoda, Strigeidida, Schistosomatidae. The record is from the annotation of a GenBank genome assembly.
AUGGGAUCUAGUAACAGCACACUUGCUAAUGUGUCCAAGGAUGAGCCACUACAAAGAUUUGUAGGGACUGAUGGAAUACCACCUAACAGUGAAUAUUGGAGGGAAUUUUUGUCUUCUGUUGGCUCAACAACAAAAAGCAGCUCUCUCAUAGACUUUGAAAAAGCAAAUAAAAGUUUGCUAAAGGAUUUGAAGAAAAAUAACUUUCACUCUCGUAACAUUCCCAAUCUCACGCAAUUUCUUAUAUCAAAGAUGUCAGAAUUAAUAGCCUCACCAGACAUAAUCGAAGACACAGUAUUAAUUGCUCAAAAUGGACUACUUAUUCUACGUUUAUCGGUGAAGUACUUGAUGGAGCACUGCUCUGAAGCCAGAUUUUUCUCUCACUUCUCUGUUAAUUCUCCUGAAGGUCCUCAUUGUUUGUCUGUAAUUGAAUGUUUGUUCCCUGUACUUUUCAGGCUCAUAACUAAUCUGCCUAUCCAAGACAAUACUUACUUGUUGCAUUGCGAAGCUCAUUUGUUGUGUAUAGUGUUACUCUCUAGACAAAUGUAUAAAGAACUAUCGGCUCCUCUACCACAAGUCUACGUUUCUGUUGUCUGGGGAAAGUGUGCAUCUCUUGCUCCUGCUUUAGUUUACCGAUUAUUGUCUAACUUUUCUGAAAAUCGUCCUGUCCCAACACUUUUACAUGGCUUUGAACAAUAUAGUUUAAUAUGGCGUGCGGCGUCGUCUAUUGCAGGUAGUUUAGUUACAAUCGUCACAUUUGGUGGUUACUUUAGUCGCACUGCCAAUAGUUCAACAAAAUCAGAUAUACAGAACAGUCCGCAUGUUGCAGUUGUUGAACCAGUAAAAAAUAAUGUUUCCACAGAUCUUUUAACAUCAGAAUCAACUAUCAAAUCAAACGAACAGUGUCAUCUAUUGUCAAAUGUCAGCUCACUACUUUUAUUGAUACUUACUACUCAGGCUGGAUCUAUUGAGAAGACUGUAUCAACUUAUUCAGAAAAUAAUAUUAAAGAUUCGAAUUCUUUAGGCCGAAAUCCAUAUCGAACAACACUUUUUUCUUUACAAGAUGAAGUUACUCAAAAAAACCAAGUUGAUUCAAUAAUGGAUACAACUCACGUGCUGCCAAAGUCAACCCCUCGAUUACAGCCAGGUGGUGCUACAUUAAAUGGACAUUUAAACAUAGUUACUCAAUCAUCAUCACCACAAAUAAAUUUCACUGCUAUCUGUGAUACAGCAGCUUCGACAUUGUCUCAGGAUAGUAGCCCACUGUUAUUGUACCUUUUAGUUCAUCGAAAUACAAACUUUCAUUCGUUCAUUAUGCAAGAGCGGGGUUAUGAGAAAGUGCUUCCACCAUUAUUAAAUAUUCUAUAUAAAUCCCAAUCACAUAAUUCACAUCUUGUCUACAUGGCAUUAAUUCUGUUGUUGAUAUUUACGGAAAAUGAACAAUUUGGACGCGAUAUUCACACAUCAGAUAUUAAAUGGGUUCAGUGGUCAACAAGUCGUCGACUUUCGAAUGUUUCAUAUGGAAGCUUAACUGUAUUAGUUCUUUGUCGUACCAUUCAAUACCAUUUGAACCAAUUGAAGGACAAAUACCUUCAUGUUAAUAUCUUGGCAACUCUAGCAAACUUAUCCCCCCGAAUUACUAAACUUCAUCCUCAUGCAUGUGAUACACUAGUUGGUUUACUGCAAUUAUUGAUCAAGCGUCAUAAUAAAACGGUGGACAUUUUGCGUAAAAUGUCUGAUGACAACCAAUCACAAUCGGCUGCCGAAAUCACUAAACUUUUAUCAAAUACAUCACUUAUAUCAUCUGAUACACAGGAAGAAAUGGUUCAAGAAUUAGCCUUACUUGAAGAAGUAAUUCGAAUGCUGUUAGAAAUUAUUAAUUCAAUUCUUACACAUACGAUGGUGUCGAAUCCAGAUUUAAUUUAUUCUCUUUUGUAUAAAAGGGAUUCAUUUACAUCACUUCGUUCACAUCCAUCGUUUCAGAAUGUGGUACAAAACAUUGAUAUUGUUUUAACUCAUUUUUCAAAAAAAAUUGAAUUAGAAUUAGGACCUCAACCAACUCAACCACAAGCUGUUAUGCAAGUGAUUAUAAAACAUGUUGGUAAUACUCAAAGAAGUUGUAAUCUGAAAAAAUUCCCAGAUCUGAAAUUUAAAUAUGUAGAAGAAGAAUCCCCAGAUGAAUUUUUCAUACCAUACGUUUGGUCUGUUGUACGACGCCAGUCAGGCAUACAUUUUAAGUCUGAAUCGCUAUUGUUAUUCUCGGCUGCUCCUCAAAACAUUCAAAAUACAACUGAAAACGACGACAUUAGUGAAGACAAUGAUAGUGUUAUGAAUAAUGGCGAAUCAAAUCAUGAGCAAGUACUGGUAUAA